Jaculus jaculus (lesser Egyptian jerboa) is the source of this 2349-nucleotide messenger RNA. RefSeq names its product chromosome 1 C16orf87 homolog (gene Hdip1). NCBI's taxonomy places the organism in Eukaryota, Metazoa, Chordata, Mammalia, Rodentia, Dipodidae. The coding region runs from base 105 to 569 and encodes 154 amino acids. The transcript is spliced from 4 exons. The record is from RefSeq and is a predicted model, not a curated record.
CGCUCCGCCGCCGUGUGUGAGUGUGUGGGGCGGAGGCUGGAGCCGCGAGGUGCGGGUGGAGUUAACCCGGAGCGGCGGCUGCCGAGGGAGGCGAGAGCGAGAGCAUGUCUGCAACUCGUGCCAAGAAAGUGAAGAUGGCCACCAAGUCGUGUCCUGAGUGUGACCAACAGGUUCCUGUUGCAUGUAAAUCAUGUCCUUGUGGUUACAUAUUUAUUAGCAGAAAACUUUUAAAUGCAAAACAUUCAGAGAAAUCAACACCUUCUGCAGAAAACAAGCAUGAGGCCAAGAGGAGGCGAACAGAGAGAGUUAGGAGAGAGAAGAUAAACUCUACAGUAAAUAAAGAUUUAGAAAACAGAAAGAGGUCUCGAAGUAACAGCCAUUCAGAUCAUAUCAGACGAGGACGAGGAAGACCUAAAAGUACAUCUGCCAAAAAACAUGAGGAAGAAAGAGAAAAACAGGAGAAGGAAAUUGACAUCUAUGCUAACCUCUCUGAUGAAAAGGCUUUCGUGUUUUCAGUCGCCUUGGCAGAAAUAAAUAGGAAAAUUAUCAAUCAAAGACUUAUUCUCUGAUAUUUGUCUACAAAAUCUGUUGAACCGUUCUUCAAGAUUACAUCUACAAAUUCUCAAACAGUUGUGGACUCUCAGGAGCAUCUGACUGUUAUAAGGAAGGGCUGUUGAUUGCUUUUGUUCCUUCUGUCAUUUAGCCUGUGCCACACUUUGUGAGCAAAGCUGUAGGCUUGGACUGUGCUUGGAUUUCCUUGUUUGUCAAGGAGUAUUGCCAGUGUUUUGGGAUAUAAUUAAUUAUAUUUACCAAACAAAACCAGAAGAAAACAAACCAGCUGGAUGGAUGUUAAAGAAUAAAAAGGGGUAGGGAUAAGGGAAGGGUGGAAAUACGAAAACUAACGAAGUAAAAGUAAAAUGCUUCAUAGUUUUCAGUUUUGUUACCAGAGAUGCAAUAUUUUAAAUACUGUCACAGAGUGACUUUUAAAUAUAUAUAUAUGUGUAUAUAUAUAUGUACAUAUAUAUAUACACAUAUAUUUCAGAUUUUCAGCACUAGCAGAUUACAUAUAUAUGAUUCAUUUACUUUUCAUAAAUUGGCACUUGAUAUUUUAUUGAUGAGGAAUUAAGAAUAUAGUCUGUAAAUGAUGUUUUCAGUUGAUUUUUUUUGGCCACUGUUUUUAUGAUUUAAGGUAGGAGUUAAAUUUUCAGAAAUAUUUUCUAGAUGGUUUGAAAAUUUGGGUGCUUUAUAAGAAUUACAUUUUAAGGAGAUAUCAUACAUCAGAUAUAAAUACCUUGUUUUAUUGAAUGUUUUAUUUAUUAGUUAAAAAUUUUGCUGUCAAGAUGGUGCCUAUUAACCUAAACACAAGAUAUAUUUAUUACAGGCAUAUAUUUCUUAGCCACUUAUAAGCAGUAAGGUUUUAUCUGAAUGGAUGUUCAUUUAUAUAUAUCCUGGUAAUUAUUUAAACUGUUACUUAAUCUCCCCCUGGAAAAAAAAUAAAUCUUAAUAUUAAAAGUAGAUUAGUAUGGUAUAGCUGCUUGUCUUAGUGAAAUUUGUAAGAUAUAUUUCUGUCUUAAUUUUUCUAGUGUUAUUCCUUAUAAUUUAUUUCAUGCUUUUAAGUACUUUUGCACUUUGACAUGGCAGUUUAAUGAUCAAUGUAUUCAACUUUGUUAAUAACUUUUUUUCUGUUUGUUUGUUUGUUUGUUUCUCCUGCUCCAAUCUGUAUGGAAUUCCCACAGCCUUCUUAGGGAAUUUAGCCAUUAGACUUUUGACCUGGUUAAGGUAAUCUCCCUCUGUUUUGGGGGGAUUUUUUUGUAUGUAUUUGUUUAUUUUUAAUUACGACAUAGAAACUUGUACAUAUUCAUGGGCACAGGGUAGUUGGGGUAUUAAAUAUUUAAAGUUUUAAUAGCUAUUUUGAAAUGUAUAAUUGUCAGUUAUAGUUCCCUUCCAGUUUCAGUAGUAACAUUGUCAGUUUCAUUCUGUCACCUCUCCAAAGAAGAUAGAUCUGCAUUUUUUUCUCCUUGAUAUAAAUUGACAGCUGACAGAGGGAGCUUGAGAGAUUCUUUAGAUGGAUAUAGAAUUUUCUUCAGAUGUCUUUCCUCUUCUCUGUCUCUCUUAUCUCUCCCCAUUUCCUCCUCUUUUUGAGGCAAGGUCUCCCUAUGUAAGGUAGCUCCGGCUUUUUCAGCAUCUUCUUGAAUAUUGGGAUUAUACCAAGUGCUGGGAUUACAGGUGUGUAUCAUGUCUGGCUUCCUUUUCUAUUAAUUGCCAUAUAUACCUGCAGAUACUACUAUAGUUACAUGCAUUUUAAUCUCUUAAUAAUAAACACAUAAUAAAAGGUUCCAAAUAAUACAA